AUGCCUUUUCGGCGCAGGGGACCUUCGACUUCCCCGGAGAUCCUCCUUCAGGAGGAGGCCGUCCACAUGGAGCCCCGACAAAUCACACGGCUCUUGCAGGGCAUGGCCAAGGAAAGCCCCACGCUGGCGGCCGAAGCCUUAAAGUCCAUGAAGAAGAAGCACCUGGAAGCAAACAUCUUCCACUUCGGCGCUGUCAUAGGAGCAUGCCGAAGCGAAUGGUCACUCGCUUUGACCUUGUUGAGGGAGGCCGUGGAGCAGACCCUCCAGGUGGAUCAGAUCAGCUACAAUGGAACCAUUCGCUGCUCACCCUGGCUGGUGGCUUUGAGGAUCUUGGAUCUCAUGGAAGAAGAGAUGGUUUGGCCCAAUGUAAUCAGCUUCAACGCGGCCAUCGCCGCAUGCGAAAAGGCCAUGCAAUGGCACCAAGCACUGGCCUUGUUAGAUGACAUGCCGUCGAGGUCCUUGCAACCCAACAGCGUGACCUACAACUCGGCCAUCACGGCGUGCGACAAGAGCCAGCAGUGGCAGACAGCGUUGCACUUGCUUGGCACUAUGCCGUGCCGGGAUGUGAUUAGCUACAACGCGGCCAUCAGCGCUUGCUCAAGGAGUCAUCAAUGGACUCAGAGCUUGCAGCUGCUGAAAAGCUUAGAGGAGGAGGAGGAGGAGGCGCUCGAAGCCGAUGAGGUCAGCUACGGUGCUGCGCUUCGUUCGUCCAGUUCAGAGUGCUUUGCGUUGGAUGUCUUGGAGCGAAUCGAAAGAAGGCGCUUGGAGCUGAAUUUGAUCGUGUGGAAUUCCGCCUUGAGUGCUUGUGCUGGCAACUGGCCAAUGGUGCUCUCUAUGUUGCAGCAACAUGAGGCAGAUGCUCAAAGCUUCACACUGGCCCUCACGGCCUGUGGGACCUCCUCUGCUUGGGAAGCCGCCUUGGCUGUUUUGGAGCAAAUGCCCCAGCGGCAAGUGGAAGUUGAUGACAUUUGCUUCAACAGCGCCCUGCAUGCCGUGAGCAGUGGACGCUGGGAUGUGGCCCUUCACAUGCUGCAGGCCACAGAUCAUGUCGUGGAUGUCGUCGGCUACAGCGCUUGCAUCCGUGAAUGCCCCUGGGAGAUUGCCAUGUGGUUGUUUGAGUCUAUGUUGGAUCAGCGACUUCAGACCGAUUUGGUCGCCUUUGGUGCUGCUCUCGGCGCUUGUGAGAGAUCAGGGCGUUGGGAGCAAGCGCUGAGUUUCUUGGGAUCGAUGCCUCACAGGCAGCACAUGCCCAACACCAUGUGCUUCAACGUGGCGCUGAGCGCCUGCGAAAAAUCAAGCCAAUGGGCUGUGGCACUGCAACUCCUUGGAACGCUUGGAACGGCAGAUUUGGUAAGUUUCAAUGCUGCCAUCAGCGCCUGUGAGAAGGCUGGCAUGUGGCAACAGGCCUUGGAGCUCUGGGAGAGAUUGCCCCAAGCGCAUUUGGAGCCAGAUUUGAUCACCUACAAUGCGCUCAUUUCAAGUUGCGAAAGCCAAUGGCCCUUGGCGCUCUACUUCUUCGAGGAGCUCCAGUCGUCCUCGUCCCUUGUCCCGGACGAGGUGACGCUCAACAGCGUCAUGAGUGUUUGGCCCAGCUGGAGAGACGUGCUUGGGCUUCUGCAGGAGAUGCAGAUGCGCGACCUGCGCCCAGACGUGAUCAGUUUCGGCAUCGCGAUGGACCGUGCACCUUGGGACUGGGCUUUGGAGUUGCUGAAGGAGAUGAGAGACACCGCAGUGAAGGCCAAUUCCAUUGUCUAUACGUCAGCCGUGCUGGCCUGUGAGCGUGACGACCAGCAGCUGAAAGGGGUCGAGCUACUUUGGGAGAUGCGGAGGGAACACAUUGUAACGCAACGGCGUCGAGCUUCCUUUGGGGCUUGGCCACCCUAG
Messenger RNA from Durusdinium trenchii, 1884 nucleotides. Lineage: Eukaryota; Dinophyceae; Suessiales; Symbiodiniaceae. The record is from the annotation of a GenBank genome assembly.